This is a messenger RNA of Eremothecium cymbalariae DBVPG#7215, 2937 nucleotides long. RefSeq names its product Msb1p (gene MSB1). The coding region runs from base 1 to 2937 and encodes 978 amino acids. The record is from RefSeq and is a predicted model, not a curated record. Gene Ontology annotation, cellular component: cellular bud neck; cellular bud tip. NCBI's taxonomy places the organism in Eukaryota, Fungi, Ascomycota, Saccharomycetes, Saccharomycetales, Saccharomycetaceae. The transcript has a single exon.
AUGAUAAAGUCAUCGAAGCCAUUACCUGAGCUUCCUGAGCUUCCUGGGGAUUUUAACGGGCAAGUUUCGAUGCUCGACGAGGCGCGACGUUCGCUAUUAGGGGGAAGUAAGUUACCAGGAACAGAAGAAGAAGAAGAGGGUAAAAGGGGUCAUGAUGACGGGGUAGUGUGUGCAGGGAGCAAGGAAGUGGAAGGUCAUUUUGAGUUUUGUGAGCAGUUUAAGUGGGUGGAUUGUAAGGUUGUUGUUCGUUCGAUUACACAGCGUUUAAAAACAGGUGGUAUGCAGGAGGAGUAUGUUCUUCUGCCAUUUCGAUCAGGGCAAGUGAAUCAAAAGUUGUUACGGUUUUUGAGUGCGAUAUUUCCUGACGGGGGUGAUGGGGGGCCUGUGAAUGAGGCGAAGCUAGCGCGGAUUGUGAAUGGAACAGGUAGUUGGACGUUGGUGCAGGCGUUAAAGUAUAUAUGGUGCAGGGUUCCAGGACGGGAGGUGAUUGGAUGGAAGGCAUAUAGGGAAUUUGAAAGGGAGGAGAGGGUGAAGGGAUACCCUGCGGGAGCGUUCUUAGAGAUUUUGCCGCAGUUUUUAGCUUCUCCAGAGCAAGCGUCAGUUGUGUAUGAUUUUUUUGAUUUGCUAGUUUCUGUUGCAGCCAAUUCGAAAUCGAAUAAGAUGAGUGCCAGAAAGGUGUCAAGGAUGUGUGCAAUUUGGGCAUUCGGGAAGGAGGAGGAAAGGGAGGCGACCGGUAGUCAGGUGUGUCAGAACAAUUCGUUCCGGGAAGGGCUGGAUAUGUGGAUACCCGGCUCCGAUGCGAUGUUCCAUUUAUUUUUAUCGUUUAUGCGUUCGUUUGUGCAUGGUGAUCUUGGUUCGGCGGAUAUACCCAAAUCGCUUAAAAGCGUUUUGUUCACGAACGAAUAUCCUCCUGCCAAGUAUUAUGCAUCUGUACAUGACAGUGUCUUAACAGUUCCUGUUGUGACGUUAAAGACCGACCGGUUUUCUAACAAGCCAUGGGAGUUGCUUCAAAGGUGUAGCGAUUUGUUUGUGAACUCGAAUCCAGGCGAUUUUGCUGCACGGGAAGACUAUGUGAUGAUGAAAUCUCUAUUCAAGAAUCGUGAUAGUAUCCAUGCAUUUAGCAAAAUGAUGUCGGGUGAAUCAAGGAGGUUGAUGAGGGAAUGGACUACGAAACAUUCUACAUUCCAAGCUGGAUGGCCCAAAAAUAAAUGUGUGGCCAACGAGCAAUGUCUUGCAGAGCACCUUGUUUGGGGGCGUGCCGAGAUUGAUGACUAUUUCAUAUGGACGUGGAUGUCCACUCUAUCGCAUGAGCAGAGCACAGAAAAGCGAAAGAUAUUUGGUAGGUCGCUGAUUGUUGAGUUCGAAUUCGAUGGGAUUAAGAAAUGGGUGAUCGUGGAAGAAUCGGACAUUGUAAUAGAUUCCAUCAAAAUGGCAGCCGAUGAGGCCAAAGCUGUUGUGGAAGCCGCCGCCAACGAGGAAUCUGAGUAUAGUAGUGAGUUGCCGCCGGCGCUUCCAGUGUUAUAUAAUAGACAGGUGCAUGUUGGUGCGAAUGAUGCAGGACAGGCACCAGCCAAGUCUAAGAACGUCUAUCGUACGGUUGUGGAUCUUUCGAAGAGACAUUUGUCACGUUCGUCGCAAGAGUAUAAAAAGUCAAAGUGGAAUCCAAUCAAUCAGUUUAGAAAGAAAAGUAUAGAUUCGACAGUAGGUGGUGGAAACUCUGUGAGGCAAACGUCCUCCAGGUACGACGAUCAAAGUGUGAAUAGUGUUCCGGAGUACCAGUUAAACUUUAGAGCCUCUGCGUACUUUAACGAUGCUCCCCGGAACAUCUGGUCUCCUCCUACUGAUGAAAAAGAGCAGUCCUUAGAGAAUCCGAUGGACAUUGACCGCAUGGCCGAUGAGACUGCACUGCAAUAUACGGAGUCUAAUGCCCUGCAGGGCUCAGGUGGCAGUCCAGAAAGAGUACAUGAUCCAGUUGAGUAUAUCGGAGCUAAUAGUGGUGCUGAAAACGCUGGGACUGUCGGCUCAACCUCCGUCAGCGAAAGCAGUUCGCUCGUUGGUAGCACUACGUCUACAAACAGUGCAGUAUUACCGCUACACCUGAAAGAUUCUGCCGAUUCCUUCAGAAAUCCAACGCCAAGAGAGUUUUAUUCGAUUCCAGCUCUGGAAGCGCAGCCAUCUACAGACUCCAGCAACUCUCCCGAGCACAGUGAUCCGCCUGUAUAUCCCCAGAUGCCUGUCUGGUCACCCGAGCGCAGCGAUCAGAGAGUGUCGCCAAUCCGUUCGACAAAGGAUGAUCAAAGGAUGUCGCCAACCAGGUCGCUUCCGCUGGCAUACAACCUCCACCCGCCGCCACAGACAUACGACGCUCCGCAGCCCAUGCAGGCCCCUCAUCCGAAGUAUGACCAGGCGCCCCAGCACAAGUACCAGCCUCAGCCUCCGGCACCCCACCCCAUGCAUGCCCAGCAGUACGAUCCCGCGCCGCAGACCCACGAACUCCAAUCUCCGCACCCGCAACUACCGCUGCCCUUCGACAUGCAAGCGCGCCCACAGCUGCCCCACCACCAACGCCUGAUGCAAAACCGCAUGUCCCACCACCUCCCCUCCGACUUCGACCUGCAGCACCCCCCGUACAACCCAGACCCGCCAUACCGCCAACACCACCACCAAUCCCCACCCGUCCGCCCCUACUCCCAGAUCAUCCCAACCCACUACUCGCCCCGUCCACCAUCCCCCGCGUACCCCAUCAACCCACACAGACAACAACCCCAUCUCGCCCGCGCCGCCAGAUACAGAUCCCCAAACCCCCACCCGGCUCCCGACUACACUUACGCCCCGCAACCCCUCCCUCUAAACAAACUGCACGGCGGCGCUGCCGCCAAAAAGCAAGGGAGAAAGAACCUCUAUAACCACAUAAGAACAGGGAACUUCGGCAUAUAA